UGUCCAACCCAGGAACCAUCACAAGAAUUGAGAAAGAUGAUGACAAUAGGUUUAAAUAUAUGUUUCUGGCUUUUGGUUGCUCGUUGGAUGGAUGGAAACAUUGCAGACCUGUUGUAGUGGUUGACGGAACUUUUUUAAAAACAAAAUGUGGAGGAACGUUAUAUGCAGCUUGCGCUAAAGAUGGAAAUAACCAAAUCUUUCCUCUUGCCUUUGGAAUUGGAGACUCUGAGAAUGACAAAGCGUGGAAAUGGUUUUUCAAAAGGCUUAAAGAAGCAAUAGGUGAACGAGAAGAGAUGUGCAUAAUAUCUGAUAGGCACAUCAGCAUAAAGAACGCGAUUGCAGAAGUCUUUCCGGGGAAUAUACCAUGGGAUAUGUGCUUACCAUUUGAAGCAGAACUUAAGGAGUAGGUUUAGGGGUGUGCACGUGCAAGCC
This is a messenger RNA of Cannabis sativa, 432 nucleotides long. RefSeq lists its product as uncharacterized. The coding region runs from base 60 to 407 and encodes 115 amino acids. Lineage: Eukaryota; Viridiplantae; Streptophyta; Magnoliopsida; Rosales; Cannabaceae. The record is from RefSeq and is a predicted model, not a curated record. The transcript has 2 exons.